Molecule: messenger RNA, 168 nt
Organism: Laccaria bicolor S238N-H82
Lineage: Eukaryota; Fungi; Basidiomycota; Agaricomycetes; Agaricales; Hydnangiaceae
Exons: 3
Coding region: 1-168 (55 amino acids)
Source: RefSeq, a predicted model, not a curated record
AUGUCAUUCAGGAAGAAGAAUGAAGGAUAUGGGGGAUGUUGUGAAGGACUUUGUGGCAUUUGUCCCUCGUCAUUGGCGAACUUUGCGCCCGUAACAUCGAACAACCAGCGACGCUUUCCGCCCUUCGUGCAGCCUUUCUCGGAGCCGGUAUGGUCUGAUUCGGAUUGA